Molecule: messenger RNA, 1151 nt
Organism: Pungitius pungitius (ninespine stickleback)
Lineage: Eukaryota; Metazoa; Chordata; Actinopteri; Perciformes; Gasterosteidae
Gene: znf706
Product: zinc finger protein 706
Exons: 3
Coding region: 149-379 (76 amino acids)
Source: RefSeq, a predicted model, not a curated record
AUUAUCUUUGCGCCACACCGAAUCUUACUAGAGUCUUUGAAUGCAACUGUAUCCUUCAGCUGUCUGUGAACCGAGCAGCUGUUACACGUUAGUGUGCCAGUACGCAUAUUGAACGACGCGUACUAUUAUUUUGAGAGGUUUUGCCAGAAUGGCUCGCGGGCAUCAAAAGCUUCAGUCUCAGCAGAAAAAUGCUAAGAAACAGGCAGAGAUGAAAAAGGCCAAGGGUCAUGAUCAAAAGACGGCAGCCAAGGCAGCGCUAGUGUUCACCUGCGCUGUGUGCAGGUCCCAGAUGCCUGACCCAAAAACCUUCAAGCAACACUUCGAGAGCAAGCACCCGAAAUCCCCUAUGCCCCCUGAGUUAGAGGGAGUGGAGGCAUAAACAGUCACCCUGGAUAGCAAACCGGUUUCCUUCAAGGCCCUGCACCAACUCUGCACUUGUCUCAGUCUGACAGCAAAUGGAUGAUUUAAUGUAAUUAACAUGAAGCGGUUAACUUUGUUUAUGCUAAACAGGCCAGGUUGCCUUUAACACAAUGCUUCCUCUCAUCCAGUCAUCUUAUUUGCUUGUUUAAAUACAUGCAGAACUAAACUUAAAUACCUGUUUAAUCUGGGCCACUGAAGAUCUGUACGAUUCAGGAACAAUUCAAGUGGCAAAUGGGAUUUUCUCUUUUCAUUCACACAGUUCCUCAGAGCAGAAUGCCUCAUUUCCCCGACGUGUUGUGCACAUUGGAGAAUGUCUUGCUGCUAACUCGUACCUCAUUAUCUGAACCGUUCAAUAAACCUUUCUAGCAAAUAUGAUACACACCUCUGUAAAACAAAGCUUUGAUUUUGCUUAGAAAAUUCUGAUUUUAUAUUUUCUGCAAACAAGAUAAUUCCAUCAAAAUGUACUUUGAGUAUAUGAUCAAAAAGGUGGCUUUUUCAUUAGUUAAAUAUGGAAUUAUUCCAGUGUUGUCUGCCAUAUGAUACUGUAAUCUUUCAUCUGACUAAUCAUUUUAUGUUGGGUCAAAAAAUUUGAAAUGUUUCUCCAUUUCCAAGUUUCUACAUGAGUUGUAAGUAAAUCCAUUUUAACAGGUGUGUCAGUAACAUGUGUCCUCUUGGAAAAUGAAUGCUUCAAUGAUGUAUUAUAGCAUUUUAUUAAAUUUUACUUUGUUGUA